Molecule: messenger RNA, 1095 nt
Organism: Naegleria lovaniensis
Lineage: Eukaryota; Heterolobosea; Eutetramitea; Acrasida; Naegleriidae
Exons: 2
Coding region: 1-1095 (364 amino acids)
Biological process (GO): endosomal vesicle fusion; vesicle-mediated transport; autophagy
Cellular component (GO): membrane; cytoplasm
Molecular function (GO): protein binding
Source: RefSeq, a predicted model, not a curated record
AUGAAACAACCGUUCCUGCUGCGCAACUGUGAACAUUCAUUAUUUUCUUCUUUGACCAUUUCGUCCAUCUGUAUUGCUGUAACUGAUCGUGAGACGGAAUUAGUCAUUGCCUUUCGAGAGGGUUCUUUGGUGGUCUUUGACGUGGUUGUUGACAAUGACAACAAUCAUUUCACAUGUGUUCCUAAACGGAGUGUGAAAAAUUCUUCUUCUUCUAAAACGAUCGAAGUCACACAAAUGUUUGCGAUACACGACUUGGAUUUAUUAAUUUGCCUCUUUGAUCACUCACACGAUGGUUUUAUUAAAAUAUUAUCUUUGAGCGAAUUGAAAGAAUUAAAUAUUUUGAAAAAUCAAAAAAAUCAACCAUUGAAGAAAUGCAAAUGCAUGACGUUGAAAAAAGAUCAUGGAGAGUUUGUACUCGCUGUGGCAGCCAGUAACCACAGUCGUGUGACCAUAUUUCGAGCCAAUUCUGCAUCUUGCAUGUUUACUUAUUCAACAGAGAUACAAAUGGAGAGAGUUGUGAAAUGUGUAAGUUGGAUGAGAGAGGGUAUUUUGUGUAUUGGAUCCGACACUGAAUAUUCUCUCGUAAAAGAUUUUGACCUUGUCCAGAAAAGGAACGAAUUCAACAAUCCAACUCUCCAAAAAUUAUCAUUGACAAGACCGCCUCAAGAAACAGCUUGUUGUGUUCCAUUGAAUGGAAAUAACGUCUACUUGUUGUGGAAUGAGACAUUUGGAAUUAUUGUAAAUUCAAAGGGAAAACCAACCUGCUCGAAAGGCGUUUCUUGGAAUUCAACUCCAAAGAGUAUUUCAUUUUGGAAAACUAAUUAUCUAGUUGCAUCUUUAGGGGAUGUUGUGGAAAUACGAAAGUUGCCAUGUUAUGAUGAAGACAUGGAGAGAGGUGCUGACUCUUUGAUUCAACACUUGUCGAUCAAGGAUGAUAUUAUUUCAACGAGUUCACAACAUUUUCUCGAUUUGGAAAAAUAUGUUAUGGAUGAAAGUCAAGGAUAUGAGAGCUAUUCUUUUCGUGGAAAAGAUCGACUUUUGUUUUUAGCUUCAACACACAGAGUUUAUGUGUUGGUCACGAACAAUGAUGUUUAA